UGACCCCAUUGCGUGAUGUCCUGUAUCGGGACGUUUUCCUCGUAUCGAUUGAAGAUGUAAAAACCCACUCUGAAUGACGACAGAACAUCACGAAUCACUGUAGUCGUCAGCGGUCGCCCUUGUAUGCACACUCCUGCAAUAAUGCUGACGGUGUGCCUUUGGCUAGUCACCGUAGCAGUUGUCGUUGUGAGUCGCCCCCAACAACUGUGCCCCAACCAGCAGGUGCCCCUGGAGGAGAGCAUGUUCCUGGUGCCCGAACUGUCGAGGAGCACCAUCACUAGGGCACAUCCCCACUAUGCCUACCUGACCGGGGAGAGGUCCUGUCAACGUCAUACCGGGGGUCGAGUCUGCCCUUGGUACUACCGCAUCAACCACGACAGGGACAGGGAACCUAGCUUGGUUGUUGAAGCUAUGUGUAGUUGUAGUGAAUGCAGGAAAACGAGCGGCGUCUGCAGGCCGGUGUACGUCCCCAGAACGGUGCUGCGACGUCAUCCACAACGGAACUGUUUGACUUGGGCAGUGGAGCGGUUUUCAGUUGCGUGUACUUGCUAUGUUCAGCGAUAGGACAACAGUACGAGUCUUUUUAAGAUUUUUUAAAUUUGAAUAGAAUUAGGAGCAAAAUAAUAAAAUAAUAAUAUACUGAUGCAUUUUUAAAAACGCAUAAUAAACUUUCACUCGAAAUGUAAAAAGAUGUAUUUUUUGUUCAAGUCAAUCUCCAAACACAAGGGUUAAGAUUCGAACGUUGUCACGUUUCAUCAUCUAAUACCCAGAAUUCAAUUCAUUUUUAGUGGCCAAUUUACCAAACAUUAUUAACGAAGUCCAAAUGUGAUUUUCAGUUACUGCAUACAUCUGCAUUAAACAAUUACAACUUU
Molecule: messenger RNA, 872 nt
Organism: Haliotis rubra (blacklip abalone)
Lineage: Eukaryota; Metazoa; Mollusca; Gastropoda; Lepetellida; Haliotidae
Exons: 4
Coding region: 124-564 (146 amino acids)
Cellular component (GO): extracellular region
Molecular function (GO): cytokine activity
Source: RefSeq, a predicted model, not a curated record